AUGCCCAAGGGAAAUAAAAAACGUAAUAGUAAACCCAAAGAAGAAAAUCAGCAACAAAAAGCCAAAGAAGCCAAUCAAGUGCAAACUUCGGCUGCAAAAAAAACACUUCGUCGCCUACGAAAUGAACAACAAAUCGAAAGAUUGACAUUAAAAGUCCCGCAUGGAAUUUCAGCUACUUUGAAUUUACAUAAAGCGAUCAAUACUACUAAAGAAAAAGUUAAAAGGAUUGCGAAAGAAUGUCGUCGAUUGAAUAUAAAGUUUCUUGAUCGGGAAUUUGACGUUUCGGACUUUGAACCUUGUCUUUAUAAUCUUCAUGAAGUAGACUAUAGUGGGGUUAAUGACACCAAGAGAGUAAAUAAGCUUUAUAAAGAGCCAAAAUUUUAUGCUGAUGGUGUUAGCCCUGGAGAUGUUCGACAAGGAAUUAUUGGAGAUUGCUGGUUUUUGUCUGCGGUGUCCACGUGUACAAAUAUUAAAGGUGUCAUCGAAACUAUUUGUGUUGCACGUGACGAACAAGUUGGGGUAUACGGAUUUAUCUUUUUCAAGGAUGGCGAUUGGGUUUCGACAGUUGUCGACGACCAGUUAUUUGUUUCAACUAUCGGAGGUUCUUCGGUUAUUGCUGUCGCCCAAUGCAAAGAUCCAAAUGAAACUUGGUUACCAUUACUUGAAAAAGCAUAUGCCAAAAUUCAUGGAGACUACGAAAGUAUUGAUGGCGGCUCCGUGUCGGAUGCUCUCGAGGACUUUACUGGCGGUGUGUCUACGCUUUACGCAACAAGUGAAUUAUUAGAUAUCGAUCGAUUGUGGCGAGAAGAUUUUCUCAAUGUAAACAAAACGGUAUUGUUUGGCUGUGGCCGAGCCGGACUUGGAGACGCAAGCGGCAUAAUAGACGGACAUGCAUACAGUGUUUUAGACGCAACAGAAUACCAAGGCGUAAAACUGGUAAAAGUGCGAAACCCGUGGGGAAAUGUAGAAUGGUCGGGUGCCUGGAGUGAUGGCAGUGAAACUUGGACUCCGGAGUCUAUGGCGACACUGAAACAUCGCUUUGGCGAUGACGGCAUUUUUUGGAUCUCUUAUGCAGAUUUCUUGGAUUUCUUUAAUUAUCUUUUUAAAUGCAGAAUUUUCGAUGAUAGUUGGAAUGUUUACUCCACGUGGAUUAAUUAUAAUGUUGAGCCGAAAUCGGAUGGACGGUUUAACUUGAAAUUGUCAAAGAAGGCAAAGGUUAUUAUUGUUCUUCAACAACCGGAUAGACGAUAUCUCCAUGAACCGCCGGCAUAUUUAUACCAACUCGCCUUUAGAGUUGUCGAAGAGGGAAGCUCGACUUAUCUAAUUCGAAGCCCUUACACUAAAACCUUAGAUCCAUGUGAGCGUAACAUAAACCUCGAAAUAGAACUUGAAGCCGGAAGCUACGAAAUUAUCCCACGAAUCGAAGCUUUUCCCAAUCCAUACGCAGAAAUCUCCAAGCAACCCAACGAAACUCAACCUGCCCAAGAUCUACCCGGCCAAGUUGAUCUCGACCAAACUGAAGACGAAAAUGUGAAUCCCGAAUCUACUACUGUUACUACUGAAACUACGGAAAGUCCAACUCAAAUAGUGUAUUCCGCAAAAUUGGCCAUGAAAAAAGAUAAAUUUGCAUCCAAGCUUUCUUGGGAUCUAAAAUUAGGAAUCAGAGUUUAUACUCAAAGUGAUGGUGUCAGUGUUGAAGCGUAUGAAGGCCCGUACCCUGUUUCCAAAGAUAAAAAUCUUUUAGAGGAAGAAGACCAAGAUCCGGAAGCUGAAACAACAAUCACAGAUUAA
Messenger RNA from Ambispora gerdemannii, 1791 nucleotides. Lineage: Eukaryota; Fungi; Glomeromycota; Glomeromycetes; Archaeosporales; Ambisporaceae. The record is from the annotation of a GenBank genome assembly.